AUGUCUAGAAGGAGCAUGGGUCUUCCUCCUAAUAGAGCACAGGGUUCACAGUACCCACCUAUGGUUAGAGAAAACUCUUUAUAUAACCUGAACUUUGAUGAGGUUCAGAGCCAGUUGGGAAACACAGGGAAGCCUAUCCAUGAUAUUAAUUUGGAUGAGCUUCACAAAAGUGUUAUCUCAGGAGAAAGUGGACAUCUUGGGCAAGACCCUUCGUCUAAUCAUCAUUCAUUUCUUCUUGGGAACAUGAACGUUGGUAUGCAUGCCACCAAAGCCAAUAGCAUUAGUGAGACUUGGAGAGAAAGUGUUGACCAACAACAUAUGAACAGGUCCGUAGACACCCUCUUGAAACAACCUUCUUUGGAGGAAAAAUCUUUAGAAAAUUUUCUAGCUCAUGGAGGUGUGAUUAAUGUUGCUUAUCAGAAUAUUAACGUUGACACUCCGCCCCUGAUGGGAAUGGAUUCAGUAAUGUUGCCUCCACACCUUCAACAACAAUGGAUGCCAAUUCCUUCUAACGUCCACCAACCUCAUCACGAGCCACGUAUAAUUGAAAACUGCCACAGUACUUCUCAGUCAUUCUACGAUAGUCAUCUUGGAUAUUCAGAUAAUUCAGUGGGAAUUCCAAUGUCUCCUUCUUUUUCAGAUGCCAAGAGUGCUCUAGACCUUUACAAGAAGAGAAAGAUCUCCGAUGAGAUCGAGAGAAGACAGAAAAGAAUGGCUAAGAACAGGGAAUCUGCUGCAAGAUCAAGGGCAAAGAAGCAGGAACACAUUACUAGGUUAGAGAACGAGAAGUGUCGCCUUCAGAAACUGACUAGCUGGCGCAAAAUGCUGAAGGUACAUUCAGCCAUCCAUAUAUAUUUCCAAUUAAAUAUAAGUUGUGGUUUCUAUGUGUUGUGCUAA
Sphenostylis stenocarpa is the source of this 897-nucleotide messenger RNA. The record is from the annotation of a GenBank genome assembly. NCBI's taxonomy places the organism in Eukaryota, Viridiplantae, Streptophyta, Magnoliopsida, Fabales, Fabaceae.